Messenger RNA from Bicyclus anynana (squinting bush brown), 7289 nucleotides. RefSeq names its product regulator of G-protein signaling loco (gene loco). Gene Ontology annotation, molecular function: protein binding; GTPase activator activity. Gene Ontology annotation, biological process: signal transduction. The coding region runs from base 148 to 3834 and encodes 1228 amino acids. The transcript is spliced from 12 exons. The record is from RefSeq and is a predicted model, not a curated record. NCBI's taxonomy places the organism in Eukaryota, Metazoa, Arthropoda, Insecta, Lepidoptera, Nymphalidae.
GUAACUUUUAAAUUGUUGUAUUUCUAGUUUUCCUGACUUUGAAUAGCAGUUUGGCGCAGCUAGUUCCAUAACAGACAUAGUGUUCUAGUGAAAAAAUGCUCGGAAUUUAUAUUAUGAAGCAGCUUUGUCAGUGAAAAGUUACGUACAAUGGUGCCUCAGCAACAGAGGCGAAGACGUCGCAGGGCAGCUCUAUCUAGGGCUGCUGAGCGGCGGGUAGUGGUCGUAAGAGGGGCCGGUGGGUUUGGCUUCACCAUAGCUGGGCAGAGGCCCUGCGUGGUGUCUGCGGUAGCGGCGAACGGGCCGGCGGAACGAGCUGGAUUACGGGCAGGAGAUGCAUUGCUCGCUGUUGACGGUGCGAGUGUAGCGAGGGCUCCGCAUGCGUCAGUCGCUCGGCUAGUCGCAGCAGCCCCGGGGCCGAUAGCGUUGAGCGUGACGCCGCGAGAGUCUCCGCCCACCGACACGGAAGACACGGAGCCUGAGGAAAGGGCUAGGACGAGGAGGAGGUACCCCCCGCCUCGUCGGAGGCCCCAGCCGGCUAUGCUGCAUCAUCCAGGGUGUCACGCUGCGCCAAGCACUUCAGGCGUCAAUGAAAUCCUACAGAACUUGACUCGCGCUCAGCUCACGCCAAACCAUUUAGCACGUCUAGAAUGCCGUGCCGUCGUAGGAUACCUAGGCACCAUAGAAACUCCCCAAGCAUCUCCCAACGCUGCUCCAGGUAAUGUGAGGAAUGCUGUGAGAAAAUUGAGGCAAGAAAGAAGGACAGCUGCACCAGUUCUGCUAUCAGUUCUUCCCAAUGCACUGCUUUUACGUCGUCCGAACGCCCAAAUACUCGCCCAAUAUCAAAGAGAGAGGAUACUGUACGCCGGGUGCGGUUCAGAUGCCGACAGACGGUUUUUCGGAUUGGUUACAGCCGCUGAAAUUACCGAUGUAGAGGUAGAGGCGUCCCACAGUUGUCACGUCUUCGCCGUCGACCCGAGAAUGGCAGAGCACGACAUCCAUAUAACAAGAGCGAGAGAGUUCCAAAUCGCUUGCACCAGGGACCCAGUUGCAGAAAGAUGUUUGGAGUUUCCACCGUCGGCGGAGUACGUAGUCGGCGUUGUCAGGGGGAUGUAUUCUUUGCCUCCAGACGAUUGUUCGAGUCCGACCAUACAGCAGAUAUCUAAACUGGCCGUUAAAAGCGAAAGCCCAGCGUUAGGCAACUUUUCGAGGUGUAACCGACCAGUGUUCCGCACGCCGAGAGAUCGUAGACCGUGCAGACACGAGGAAGCCAGAAUAGAACCACCGGAUUUUAUCGCGAAUUCUCCGCAACCCAGCAACCACAGUGAAGUGACAACCACAUCGAGCAACAGCGAUUCGGGCAUCGGUUUCCACAAUGAUUGUAGAAAUAUCGCUGAUAGGAUACUGGUUGUUGAUUUCGCUGGCCAGCAACCAGCGCCGGGAAGGUUCCGGCAAGAGAUGCCUCGAAGACCGAUGGGUUUGGUCGGAUGCAGUAGCUUCGAAGCUGACGGAUCAUUCCUAUCCAACACCACGCCUGUUGUAGACGGUUUUGGAGGUCAAGGUCGGCCUUUAAACCUUGACGAUGUAAUUCUAAACGCGAACGAACCCCGCCACGUGAGCGUGAGGAACGAGGAAGACAGCUACAACUAUAACAACAUUUACGGCAACGUUCCGUCCGGUUCGAGAAGUUUCAACGGCGCGGUGUACGAUCAGGUUUACACUGAAAACGAAGGGCACUAUGAAUUCAUACCGUCCCAAUUAGAAAUGGAUGAGAUAGACAGAGUAGCAGAGACUUUUAACUCUGUGGAGAUUUACGAAGAGAGACAGAGGAGAUUCGAUUACCAAUCCAACGAAUCAGUUGAAAAUGUGACAGUUAUAUCAGGUACAAGUAAAGCUAGUGUGGAUUCAGUGUCAGUAUACUCGUCCCGGAGUCACGAGGAGGCUCGACCGUCCAGGCGGAGGCAUCUGCAGGCUUCGCUGGAUGACAUGCUGGUGAUAGGGCUGAGAGAUCAAGCCCCUGAAAGUAGUAAAGAUGAUCAUAAAUUUGUGCAUCCUGCGAGUGUGAAAUGCAAGGUUCGCAAAUCUCGUCCACUGAACAUCCUGUCGAAAACCAAGUAUAUUCUCACCGGAAAAGCGGAGCGGGAGAAAAAGGCGAGUGAGGAGAAAGCGGAGAGAGCGGAGAAAGCGGAGAGACGAAGAGCCAUCAGCGCCAGCGCGGGGGACGUGACGCGCGCGGGGGAGGCGGAGGGGCUGCCCCUCGCCGCCAGCGAGCCCGAUCUCAGGGACUCACAGAGCGAACAGUCGUCACCGUUCCGCCGCUGGACCACGGGCAGCGGCGCGGGCUCCUCCUACCGCCACCACGACCACGGCAUCUACAGCAAGCAAAUGAGCGAGGGCGCUUCACCGCUGGCUGCGAGCACCAACGGCAGCUGCGGCGGCGUGGCGCGCUGGUCGUUGGGCCUGGAACAGCUGCUGGCCGACCCGGCGGGCGCCGCGGCCUUCGAGCACUUCCUGGAGCAGGAGUUCGCCGCCGAGAACAUCAGGUUCUGGUGGGCGUGCGAGCAGUACCGCACGUGCGCGGACGAGGCGGCGCGCGCGGCGCAGGCGGCCAGCAUCUGGCACACGCACCUGGCGGAGAAGGGCGCGCCCGAGCCCGUCAACGUGGACGCCGCGCCGCGCAGGGACGCCGCGCAGAGGCUGCACCAAGUGCCGCCGCCGCAGGACCUGUUCCUGCAGGCCCAGAAGCACAUCUUCAACGUGAUGAAGUUCGACAGCUACCCGCGCUUCCUGCGCUCCGAGGUGCACGCCAACUGCGCGCGCGCCGACCUGCGCGGCCUGCCGCCGCCCUACGCGCCGCGCUCGCCGCACGCCGACUCGCCCAAGUUAAAGAAGUCAGCGUCCAACGCGUCGGACCGUCGCCGAAGCGGCGCUUCACUGCUGCCGUGGAAGGCGCGCGCCGCCUCGCGCGACCGUGCCGCCUCCGCCGCCUCCACGCUCUCCGCCGCUGAAGACAACGAAGCGGCAAAAUCAACGAGCGGUCAAACGCAGUGUCUAUGGUCGGGCAACUCUGCCCUGUGUCGCGUCGUGCUGCCCGACGGCGCGACGUCCGUAGUGGGCGUGUCCCCCGACGUGUCGGUGCGGCGAUUGGUCGAGCGGCUUUUGUCGCGUCGCAACCUGCCGUGCGCCGCGUACGACGUGCUGUUGCUCGAGGCGAGCGGCGGCCGGACGCUGGACGCGUCGGUCGCGUCGACGGCGGUCGGCGGGCGCUGCCUGUCGGUGGAGCGGCGCUGCGUGCUGCGCGUGGCGGUGGAGGCGCGGCUGGUGGCGGUGCGCUGCCGGCCCGCGCGCCGCCUGCGCCACGUGCUGCGGCCGGUGCUGCAGCGGUACUGCCCGCGGCUGGCGGCGCGCCACAUCGCGCUGUUGGACUCCACGCCGCUGCACCCCGACACUCUCGUUCAGGAGUUAGACGGAGCACGUAUUCAAAUAGUAGAGGUGUCGAGCACGCAGGGCGUGCCCAGCGCAGCCGUCCUCGUCACUCCGGAGGCGAGGGAGCGGGACGACGACACCGACUCCCUCAGUGACGUCGCGUUACGGAUACAGGACGAGAACAACGAGGACGCACAGAGCGCCAGUCGCAGCAGCGUGUCGAGCGCGUCCAGCGUGUCGGGCGACGGCUCGCGCGUGCGCGCCGCCUUGCGCACCGGACACCCGCUGCACCACCACCCGCCAGAUUUCCUCGACAACCUCCGCGAGACUCAAAGACAGAGGCUGCAACCGCGCACCCCCCCGCCGCUGCCACCCAAACCCCCGCAGAGGUCCGCGCCCACCGUCGUCUGAACACGCCAUUAUAUGCCUUAUGGACAAGGCUUUAAGAAGCAAUUUCCCUCGCAACGGCCAAUGUCGCUUACGCCAGCCGGAAGACAGUGUAUGAGCGUUCAAACGUUUACAAAUAAUACAGAGUUUUCUUAUAAAUUGUAUAUCUUAUGGAUAUGGUAUUAAGACACAGAAUCGUUUGUGAAUAAAUCGUGAAUGUUCGCACAUUUCUACGUUCUUCUAUAAGUUAUGUGCCUUAUGUACAAGGCUUAAGACUGAGAUUUCGUUGCAACAACCGAUAUGGUUUACAUAAGCUGUUUAUAAGCGUUCAUUUGUUUACAAGUAAUACAGUUCUCUAAUAAAUUGUGUACCUUAUGGGUAUGGUGUUAAGGUACAUAAUCGCUUAUAUAAGCUGAAAGAUGUGUGAAUGUUCACACAUUUAUAACUAAAGAUUUUCCAAGCAUAGUAUGCCUUAUGGACAUGGCAUUAAGGCAUAGAAUUGCUUGCAAGAACAUAGGUGAAAAAUGUGUGAUCGUUCAUAGAUUUAUAAGUAGGUAACUUAGAGGUAUUCUAUAAAUUGUGUACCUUAUGGACAGGGUAAUAAGACACAAAAUCGCUCGCAAUGACAAACGUUACUUUACGACUCGCUGAUCUAUGAUCGUUCAUACAUUAAGGUAUUGCAUUGUUGUUCUAUGAAUUGUAUACCCUAUGUACAUGGUUUUAUGGCACAGAAUCGCUUGCAAGUCAUUACUCACUAAAAGCUACAUAAGCAAGCGAUGGUGGUUUCUGAAUAGAAAUGCUGAUGACGUCAUCAGCAUCUAUCUCACUGUAAUGUAAAAUCAAUUUAUAGACUCAUAAUAAUAUUUUAUAAUACCACUGCAUAACACUAACAGUAACACCUAUUUAUUUGUUAUAUAGUCAAGUCACAUAUUAGGUUGUGUUUUUAAUUACAUCUAAAAAAGAAAAAAAAACGCAUUUCUUAGUUUUUCUUUUCUUUAUAAUUAUGUACUUUUGAUCGAUAUUCGAUCUAGAUUAUUAUCUACUGUAUGAAUAUUUAGCAAUCUCGUUUAUGUAAGUGUUCCAUUAAAUUAAGUAUUAGAACAAUCUCCAGUGAUUUGUUUGUAUUAUUAAUAAAUUAAUUUUACCGUCCCAGUUAGUGGCUUGCACUUCAUACAUUCGUAAAUGCCUACAAUGUAGAGAUUAUACGUCGCCCGCAUAUCCCAUGAAAUGCGGGCGACGGGGGGAUAGACUGCGUGGGUGUGAGGUCGUGCGCACGGGGCAGAGGGAAGGACUGCGCGGGUAUGAAGUCGUGCGCGCGGACCAUCGGAAAUGUUACGAACGAAUUUGCCAAGCUAUAGAUACCAUUUUGUACAAUUUCUAAGUAUAAUGCGUACUCUGAUUGAAAAUCUUUUGCACGCCACUAGACUCCCAGUAAACUUGGAUUGUUUAAAGUUUGAUAAUUGAAAUUCCAUUAGUUAUUAGUUUUGCUUUAGCCAAAUUAUUGAGUGAAAUUAUUUACUGUCGAUUCUAAAUGGCGCUGAAAUGGGAUUUUUUGAGACACAGCUUGACUGGUUAAGUCAACGAUUUUAUACUAUUAGAUAUGCCAUUAAUGCGUCUAAACUGAGGCAAUCAAAGGUGGCUAAUUGUCUUAAUUUUAUGUAAUUGCCAUUGACCUCGCACAAUCAUGUAGGAAAUUCACUUAAAAACUGGUUUUGACAGUUUUAGAAUAUAUUGGUAAAGAAAAUUAUACCUAAAGGCCUUUAAAUAUAGUCCAAUAUUCAAUAAAAUCCCAAAUUCAGAGCAAAUUCAACCUUAAUGUUUGAGUUUAAGGUUGAAUUUGCAAAUGCGACUACAAUUCAUAAUUGUAAAAUAAACUCUCUCCAUAACUGUAUUAUAAAAUGUAUAAUGUACAAAUUAUAUCAAAAUAUAUAAUAAUAUACUUAAUUAUAGACAAAUUUUAUAACAGCCUCAAUCUAUGAGGCUUGUGUAUUAGUCAACAAAGUACAAUUUCAACAUAUAUAUAGUUUAAUCACAUUAGUUUGUUUGUCAAAUACAUAAGACUCAAUUUCUCAUGCUCUUAAAAAAAACUAUUUUAUAAUUUUUAGCUAGUAUUACUGUAAACAAGAAAAAACAUCACCCGACUACGGAAAACGGACUAAAAUGUAGGAAAUAGGUAAACUUGAAUCCUCCCAUCAUUGAAGUCGGUUAACACAUUCGCUGCGGCACGAGGUCAAUUGACCUCGUACGUCUAGCGCGUUCAAGCUGUACGAGGUCAAUUGACCUCGUAUGUCUAACGUGUUCAAGCGGUACGAGGUCGAUGGUCCCCUCGUAUUGCACUAGAGGAAAGUACAGAAAAAUCAGUGCCGCAGCGAAAGUGUUAAAAUUUCGGACUAUAAAAAUAAAUAUAUUAAUAAAUAUAUAGUCUGAUGAAUAGUUUAGGACUUAAGGUGCUGCGAAGGAACAUACAAACAUAUAUAUGUACAUAUACUGCUAAAAUAACAACCCUGCCUUGACUUCACCACAGUCGGGUAAAAAGUCUCUAUGGUGGUACUACUAUAUAGAAUAGUUUUUUUUUUAUUUUUUAUUAUUUUUUACAAGUUAGCCCUUGACUACAACCUCAUCUGAUGGUAAGUGAUGAUGCAAUAUAAGAUGGAAGCGGACUAAAUUGGUAGGAGUUGGAUUGAAAUCCACACAACCCUUUCGGUUUCUAAACGACAUCGUACCGGAACGCUAAAUCGCUUAGCGGUAUGUCUUUGCUGGUAGGGUGGUAACUAGCCACGUCCGAAGUCCACCAGCCAACAAAACAUACAUUUUAUCGAUAUUCUUUUCUAUAAAGGGUUGUAUUGAAAUGUGUAAAACCUUUAUAAAUUUAUAAUAUAUGAGAUUUGUAAAUAAAAUUUGUAAUAUAUGGACACAGAUCUUUUAUAAUUAUUAUUAUAUAGUAUCCAAAUUAAUUAUUGUACUAGAAUUUAUAAUAGUAAUACGAUUGUGUGCACUGAGUACUUCUUGAAGUCCGAUUUACAGUGAAAUUCAUAGACGUAGGGGUACCCUCAGGGGACCAUUCAGCCGCUGAGUGUCGUCGAAUUCUCAACCAAAAUAUAAAGAAUAAUUCGACACUCAGCGGCUGAAUGACCCCUGGGGGUACCUCUACAGCGUCUAUUAAUUUCACAGUAAGAGUACCAAAAUAAAUAAAUUAUUCUAAAAUUAUAAAUCGACGCCUUCUCAAAUCUACCCUCAUUUAGACUGAGUUAGUCCUUUCAAUAUUUAUAUGAAUCAAUAGUUUCUGUCGAACUUCUGAUAACAUAAGUAAUUUCAGUUUCUGUAUGUUUGUAUGUGGAUUUGUGUAGAUAUCAUACUAAGUAUGACGGCAACUAUUAAGUGGAGCGAAUGUAAAGUAUAAUUUAUUGUAAUGUAUAUCAGUGCGUCGGCAUUGGAGCUCAGAGUUAUAUGUUUAUAUGAAAUAAAUUUUUUAUAGCAGA